AUGCUGAAUGGGUUUCUUAUAUCGUUGCUGAGCGGUGCUGCUGCCGGUACUUCCACCGACCUUGUGUUCUUUCCGAUUGACACUUUGAAGACUAGGUUGCAAGCUAAAGGCGGGUUCUUCAGGAACGGUGGGUAUCGGGGAGUGUACCGGGGUCUUGGGAGUGCUGUGGUUGCCUCUGCGCCUGGUGCGUCGCUAUUCUUUAUCACAUAUGAUACUUGUAAAGCUGAGACGCGGGGCUUCUUUAGAGGGUUGCUUCCAUCUAGCAACGUUGCCGAUGUAGUGACGCAUAUGUUCUCUUCCUCGAUGGGUGAGAUAGCUGCCUGCAUGGUCAGAGUCCCCGCCGAAGUGGUCAAGCAGAGGUCGCAGACCCAUGCGUCGCACUCCUCUUGGGAGACCCUGAGGGAGAUUUUGAAGAAUGAGAACGGUGAAGGUGUGCGGAGGAACUUGUAUCGCGGUUGGUCUACCACGAUCAUGAGGGAAAUCCCCUUCACUUGUAUUCAGUUCCCCUUGUAUGAAUACAUGAAGAAGGUCUGGGCCGAAUUAGACGAGAGUGAUCGUGUAGAGCCAUGGAAAGGCGCAGUAUGUGGUUCCAUUGCCGGUGGUAUUGCCGCAGCCACUACUACACCUCUGGAUUUUUUGAAAACUAGACUAAUGCUAUGCAAGAAAAGCAUACCUCUAGGGACACUGGUCUCUACCAUAUAUAAAGAAGAAGGGUUCAAAGUGUUUUUCAGUGGUGUUGGGCCCAGAACUAUGUGGAUAAGUGCAGGAGGUGCCAUCUUCCUUGGAAUUUACGAAACCGUCCAUUCUUUGUUAUCCACAAAUAAGAAACCUACUAGAAAUGAGGCGUGA
Molecule: messenger RNA, 849 nt
Organism: Nakaseomyces glabratus
Lineage: Eukaryota; Fungi; Ascomycota; Saccharomycetes; Saccharomycetales; Saccharomycetaceae
Gene: PET8
Product: Pet8p
Cellular component (GO): mitochondrial inner membrane
Molecular function (GO): S-adenosyl-L-methionine transmembrane transporter activity
Source: RefSeq, a predicted model, not a curated record